Molecule: messenger RNA, 1864 nt
Organism: Cuscuta campestris
Lineage: Eukaryota; Viridiplantae; Streptophyta; Magnoliopsida; Solanales; Convolvulaceae
Source: the annotation of a GenBank genome assembly
CUAACUAAGUUUUCUCAAUUUAUUUUCUUGAACUGAGAGUAACAUUAUAAGUACAUUUGUGUUUCAAAUGCAUGGAUCGAUAGAGAAUGAAAAUUUGAUAUACUUUAAUAAUUAGUUUCGCUGUGGAGGGAUACAUUUUGUACUAUUGCUUGCAGGAAGACAUUGACUUGAUGCACUCUCUAGGGUUGGAUGCAUAUAGAUUUUCCAUCUCAUGGGCCAGAAUCUUACCCAAGGGGAGAUUUGGUGGCAUAAACCAAGCUGGUAUUGACUUUUACAACAAACUCAUAAAUUAUCUCCUCUCAAAAGGGAUAAAACCUUUUGUAACUAUACAUCACCAUGACUAUCCCCAGGAACUCGAGGAUAGAUACGGAGGUUGGAUGAGUUCCGAGAUGCAGGAAGACUUUGUGUACUUUGCUCAAAUAUGCUUUGCGAGUUUCGGAGAUAGAGUGAAGUAUUGGGUAACUAUCAAUGAGCCAAACUUGUUUGCAGUGAGGGCAUACGAGUGGGGACAAUACCCACCUGCUCAUUGUUCACCCCCCUACGGAAACUGCUCUUUGGGCAAUUCAGAUGUUGAGCCUCUUAUUGCCAUGCACAACAUGUUGUUGGCGCACGGCAAGGCCGUGAAGGUGUACCGUGAGCAGUUUCAGACUAAACAAGGUGGAUUAAUUGGAAUGAGUGAAGUCAUGUUCAUGUACGAACCUUUUUCUAAUGAUGAUGCACGUGAUCAAGAAGCUGCAAGAAGGGCACUAGGGUUUAAUGCGGCUUGGACGUUUGAUCCAGCAGUAUUUGGUGAUUAUCCCCCGGAAAUGCGUUUCUAUCAUGGGAGUGAGUUACCAAAAUUCACCUCAGACGAAAAAGCCCUUUUAAAAGACAGCGUCGACUUCAUUGGCAUAAACCAUUAUGGCACCUUGUAUGCAAAAGAUUGCCUUUAUUCAAGGUGCAAUUGCACUGGGUCUACCUGCUCAAAAGGCGGAAACCGAACGAUAGAAGGUUUCUUGUAUACUACUGGAGAGAAAGAUGGCGUCUUUAUUGGGGACCAGAUGGCCGUCGGUCGAUUUUUUGUUGUUCCUAGAGGAAUGGAAAAGAUCGUUAAUUACGUUAAGAAGAGGUAUCACAAUAAGCCAAUGUUCAUACUUGAAAAUGGAUACGCGCCACCAAACAAGACAGCAUCAGCUCUCAGUAUCGUGCACGACUCUAAGAGAAUAGAGUAUCAUAAAGCUUACCUUUCCUUUUUGGCCCGAGCAAUAAGGAAUGGGGCAGACGUAAGAGGAUAUUUCAUCUGGAGCUUGAUGGAUGCCUUUGAAUGGCAAGAUUAUGCAACCAGGUUCGGGCUGUACUAUGUUGAACCGGGCACAUUGCGCAGGGUCCCAAAGCUCUCUGUCUCAUGGUACACAGAUUUCCUGACCAAGGCUGUUGCUCCUCGCGACACGACAGAGCAAAAAUCGUCUGCAUUUUGAACAGAGUGAGAACUGAAAAAUCAUUUGAUAAUUUGGACUGGCAGUUUUUGUUGUGAUUGGGUCUUUUUUUUAGGGGAAAUAAAUUGUAUGCUUAAGGGGAUGAGUGUGUUACCAGUUGGCACAUUCUUCCAUUAACAUCAAAUGCCAAUUAAAUAGUGCAUCAUGACCAGAUUGGUUUGCAUUUAUUUAAACUAUUUUGUCCUUUUAUUGUAAUUGAUCAACCAACUAGUCUUGAUUGAUCAAGCUCCAUGUGUGACAUGACUGAGUUUUGAUUGUGAAGUGUAAAGGUAGUAUGAUUGGUUCCACUUUGGUUGUAGAAACGGUCAGAUAGUCACAUGAGAGAGAGUGAAUUGAAUUUUAAUCAUGUAAUCUCUACCUUUCACACUUAAAAAAUCACUUGGGUUUGU